UUUCGCGAUUUUAUGUUCACUCCAUCUGACACAUCGCCAUAGACAAACAGUAGGUACUCUCUGCAUAUCACAUGAGCGAUCUCGUAAAAUCACUACGUUCUAUGGAAAGCGGCUGAUGACGUCAGAGAACGGUAGCCAUCUUGUGUUUCGUCUUGCGCUGUCAGACGGUUUCCAGAUCCUGUAGUAUCUGCGCUAUUGACAUUCCGGCCAAUCUGCCAACUCACAAGGACGAGUCUUUUUUUCACAUUUGAACAUUUAUUAAAAUGUUUCGUGACCGAGACCGUAGUCGCGAUCGGGGUCGUUCCGGUGAUGGUCGACGUGGUAGUUUUGGAAGUGGUGGUCUUGGCAGUGGUCUAGGCGGAGGCCUGGGUAGUGGGCUUGGUGGAGGACUUGGCAGUUAUGGAGGGUAUGGAAGUAGUAGUCUUAAAGGAAAACAACCAGGAGAAAGACUUAGAAGACCCAGAUGGGAUAUGGCAUCCCUUCUUCCAUUUCGCAAAGAUUUCUAUGCUCCUCACCCUAACGUUCUCAGAAGAUCCCCCCAAGAGGUUGCUCGUUUUAGGGCAAGCAGGGAGAUCACUGUCAAAGGAAACAAUGUUCCUGACCCAAAUUUAUUUUUUGACGAGGGCAAUUUCCCAGAUUAUGUGAUGAAUGAAAUAAGACGGCAAGGCUUUAAUGAACCAACUGCUAUUCAAGCCCAGGGGUGGCCUAUUGCAUUAAGUGGAAGAGACAUGGUGGGAAUUGCCCAAACUGGAUCAGGGAAAACAUUGGCUUACAUCCUCCCUGCAAUUGUUCAUAUCAACCAUCAGCCUCGAUUAAUGAGAGGUGAUGGUCCUAUUGCCCUUGUAUUGGCACCUACAAGAGAACUUGCUCAGCAGAUACAACAAGUUGCUGCUGAUUUUGGUGCCACAUCUCAAGUUAGAAAUACUUGUGUUUUUGGUGGUGCCCCCAAAGGACCUCAGGCUCGAGAUCUAGAGCGAGGUGUAGAAAUCGUUAUCGCUACACCAGGACGAUUAAUUGAUUUUUUGGAGCGUGGUACAACUAAUUUGCGUCGCUGCACAUACUUGGUUUUGGAUGAAGCUGAUCGUAUGUUGGAUAUGGGUUUUGAACCUCAAAUUCGCAAGAUCAUUGAACAAAUCAGACCUGAUCGGCAAGUGCUCAUGUGGUCUGCAACGUGGCCAAAGGAAGUUCGUAACUUGGCUGAGGAAUUUCUGAGUGAUUAUAUUCAGAUAAAUAUAGGUUCUCUUCAGCUUGCUGCUAAUCACAAUAUCCUGCAAAUUAUUGAUGUGUGCCAGGAAUAUGAAAAAGAAACAAAAUUGUUAAAACUUCUUACAGAAAUAUCAUCUGAAAAAGAAAAUAAAACUAUUAUAUUUGUAGAGACCAAGAGAAAAGUUGAUGAGAUUACAAGAAGUAUUUGUCGAUAUGGAUGGCCUGCAAAAAGUAUCCAUGGUGAUAAGUCUCAACAAGAGAGAGACUAUGUUCUUGCAGGUAAUUUUAAUACUACUUUGAAUGAAAUAACCAUUUAUGAUGCGAAGGACUUCAUAAAAUUAUUUUUUUCCACAGAAUUUCGUAAUGGAAAAAUAGCCAUAUUAGUUGCAACUGAUGUGGCUGCCAGAGGGUUGGAUGUCGAAGAUGUCAAGUUUGUUAUCAACUUUGAUUAUCCUCAAAGUUCUGAGGAUUAUGUGCACCGAAUAGGACGAACUGGGCGUUCUCAAAGAACAGGAACAGCAUAUGCAUUUUUCACUCCUGCUAAUGCCAAGCAGGCAGGUGACUUGAUAUCAGUUCUACAAGAAGCAAAUCAAGUGGUGAAUCCUAAGCUACAUGAAAUGGCACAAAUGGCAAAGACUAUGAAUUUUGGAGGCAGAAGUCGCGGUCGUUGGGGCCGAUCUGGCGGUGGUGGUGGCGGCAGCAGCAGCGGUCGAGACCGUGGUGGCAGAGAUCGUGGGCGUGAUCGUGAUCGUGACAGGGGAGGCCGCAGCCGCUGGGGUGACAAAUCAGAAGACAGAGGCAGUGGACUGGGUGGAGGAUUGGGGAGUGGCUUGGGAGGUGGAUUAGGUAGUGGUAGAUCCACUAGAUUCUCUGACAUUCCGUUAAGUGCUAGUUUCUUGCGUGCUGGCACAACGGGUGGAAAUUCAGGAAAUACUGGUUUGCUACAGGGUGCCAACAGUGGCAGUGGAGGUGGAUUGGGUAGUUCUCAAUCACUGUUGGGUAUGCAGCCUGGAUUAGGUCAGUCCCAGCCGAACCAGACCACAACUCCACCAUCAAUUCAACAACCUGGCUUGGGGGGUAAUGUCAAUCCUCCCUCUCUUUUGAGUAGUAAAGUAACACCACCCUCAUACUAUCAGCAAUCCAAUACAUCUGGAAUGCCUGUUCCAAGUAAUGGUCUCAACACCUAUGGGGGGUAUAACCAGUAUCAACAACCAGCAAUUAAUGGUUAUGGUUACCAUGUUGGUAAAAAUUAAGCCAGGUUAGUUGAAUAUUUUCCAUUUUGUAUGUCACAUGAGUUUCUUCUAGGAGUUUAAAGAGAUUGGGUCAAACUGCUGUUAUGUUUGGAAUCUUUUUGUUCUUCCUGAAAUGCAUUGACAGUAUAUGUAAUAUAUUUAUAGAAAAUCAUUAUACACUUUGUAAAUUGUAUUUCCUUAUUUUGGAGUUCAUGUAAGUGUAUGUCAUGAAGCUUAUAUUCCUUCGUUAUAAUUGUCAAAUGAGCGCAGUAAAUCUGCCUAACUCCCUAGAUCUGUUUUACAUGUUCAGGAAUGAGGGUGGCCUGUGCAAGAACUUAUAUGGUUGUUGUCAGGUAUAGUAGUGAUGUGAUAUGUUUUGAGGAAUUCUGAAAAUAACAUUAAACAUUUUUUAUAAAUAAAAAAAGAAAUCGAGAUGGAGAUCUGUGAUCAUCAAACUUAUUUUUGUUUUAUUUAUUCUUGCAUAAUUCACUUAAUUUAUGGGAAAGCAAAUAUUUAUAAAAAAAAAAUUAGUUACUGUAAUUUUUAUGUUUACUUUUGUGUGCGUGUGUGUGUUAUGAAUGUGGUGUUAUUUUCAGAUAGCCUCACUUGGAGUUAAAUUUUUAUUUCAGUUUGUUUCCUGCAUAGACUAUUUUGAUUCAGCUUUACUUGACAGUAUUAAGCCUUGAAGAAAUAGACCAGGUUUACUUACUCUUGGAAGUGGCCUUCUUGGAACCAGUGUAUGUUUUUUAUUGUUAAUGUCUAAAGAAUAGAAUAAAAGCAAUUGAUGUACA
Messenger RNA from Gryllus bimaculatus (two-spotted cricket), 3229 nucleotides. The record is from the annotation of a GenBank genome assembly. Lineage: Eukaryota; Metazoa; Arthropoda; Insecta; Orthoptera; Gryllidae.